This is a messenger RNA of Solea solea (common sole), 4027 nucleotides long. Its product is annotated as heterogeneous nuclear ribonucleoprotein L-like. Gene Ontology annotation, molecular function: mRNA binding. Gene Ontology annotation, cellular component: nucleus. The transcript has 14 exons. Lineage: Eukaryota; Metazoa; Chordata; Actinopteri; Pleuronectiformes; Soleidae. Gene Ontology annotation, biological process: mRNA processing; regulation of RNA splicing. The record is from RefSeq and is a predicted model, not a curated record. Bases 121 to 1809 code for a protein of 562 amino acids.
UCCACUCAGUGGAAAUCAGCGACACAGACACAGAGACAGAGAGACACUGCGACACCGCUGCUGACUGACAUGAACACAUCCGUCUGAGACGCUGCCCACGCGUGAACCGCAGCUCACAGCAUGUCGACGCCAGAGGGAGGCGGCAGUCAGCGGGAUGAAGGGGAGUACGGAAGGGCGGCAAAGCGGCUGAAAACUGAGGAGCGGGAGGAGGGGGAAGAGGAGCUGGAGGAGCUGGAGGAGGGGGAGGAGGGCGAGGAGGGCGAGGAUUCGGACUCCUGCUCGCUGCACGGUAACGGAGAGUCAGCGGCGGACAGCCGGGCCCGGUGGAGCAGCAGCAGCAGCAGCAGCCAGUUUGGAGCAGGACGGAGGGAUAAUGGUGAGGACUCUCAUCGCAUCUCUCCCAGUCCUGUGGUCCACGUCAGGGGUCUGUGUGAGGCCGUGGUGGAGGCAGACCUGAUCGAUGCUCUCGAGAAGUUUGGAGCCAUAUGUUACGUGAUGAUGAUGCCGUUCAAGCGUCAGGCUCUGGUGGAGUUCUCUGCGGUGGAGAGCGCUGACCGCUGUGUGUCCUGCGGAGCCAAGGAGCCUGUUUACAUCGCAGGCCAACAGGCAUACUUUAAUUAUUCCACUUCCAAGAGAAUCACCAGGCCAACCAAUGCUGACAACCCCAACAGUGGCAACAAGGUCCUCCUGCUCUCCAUCCAGAAUCCUCUCUACCCUAUUACCACGGAUGUUCUGUACACAGUGUGUAAUCCCAUCGGCAGCGUGCUGAGGAUUGUCAUCUUCAAACGCAAUGGAAUCCAGGCCAUGGUGGAGUUUGAGUCAGUGCAGUGUGCUCAGAAGGCCAAAGCUGCACUGAAUGGAGCCGACAUUUACGCUGGCUGUUGUACACUCAAGAUUGAAUAUGCGAGGCCAACACGUCUGAAUGUGAUUAAGAAUGACAACGAGAGCUGGGACUACACUAAACCAUAUUUGGCCAGACGAGACCGUGGCAAGGGAAGGCAGAGACAAGCCAUCUUAGGAGAACACCCAUCAUCCUACAGUGAGAAUGGCUAUGGUGCACCCUGCCCCCUGCUGCCUCUGCCUGGCAACAGCAGGUAUAAGCUGUCAUCAGUGGAUGUUCCUGACAUGGUCUCCUACCCUCUGCCCCAGUCGUCCUCUUCGUACUCUGGCCACGCCCCUAGCUCUGUUGCUAUGGUGAGCGGCCUCCAUCCGUCCAAGAUGAACUGCACACGCAUUUUCAACCUCUUCUGUCUUUAUGGCAACAUUGAGAAGGUGAAGUUCAUGAAGAGUGUUCCAGGUACAGCACUGGUUGAGAUGGGAGAUGAGUAUGCUGUGGACAGAGCAAUCACACACCUCAACAGCAUCAAGGUGUUUGGCAAGAGACUCAAUGUCUGUGUGUCUAAACAGCACGCAGUGAUCCCCAGUCAGGUGUUUGAGUUAGAAGACGGCAGCAGCAGCUAUAAAGACUUUGCCAUGACCAGGAACAAUCGCUUCAGCAGCGCCGGACAGGUGUCCAAGAACAUCAUCCAGCCUCCGUCUGCAGUGCUGCACUAUUACAAUGUUCCUCCCUGCAUAUCACAGGACCAUUUACUGAGGCUGUGUAAAGAGCAUGAUGUGCCGGGCUUUGUCAAAUUCAAGAUGUUUGAUGCCAAACCCUCCUCUAAGACCAUCUCUGGCUUGUUGGAGUUUGACAAUAAGACGGAGGCUGUGGAGGUUCUUACUGUUCUUAAUCACUACCAGAUCAGGAUACCCAAUGGGUCUAACCCCUACACCCUGAAGCUGUGUUUCUCCACAUCGUCUCACCUUUAAUGAGCUGCAGAGCACAAGUAGAGGCUGCUGAGAGUCCACGAUGGCUGACCUCUGCCCAGAGAGAGGGACAGGGACCACGGGCGACAGACGGACACGUGAGUGGAGCAGAGACAAACAAGAGGGGUGAUGAAUAAAGACAAUGAGAGAAGACACUGUCACUUUCUCCAACCUGAGCAUCAGCGUCACUUCCUGUUUCAUGUCACCAUCAUCACAGACUGCUGACUGUCUGAUCUUCAUAUUGUCAUGUGGGACGUCUGGGGACACUGAGCACACGUUUGCCCCACAAGUCUUUUGCUGGACCCAGACCCACAACAUGUGUGAAGACUCUGCUGUAAAAACCUGAGUCCAUGUCAGAUCAUUAGAAAUCACGAUCUGAUCACAGGGCAGAUGGAGACUGGUGUUAUAUUUGAAGUUUUUAAGAUUGAUAAAUGUAGUGUAUUGCUUUGAAUUGUCAUUGAAUUUACAUGGUGAAUUUUAAUAUUGGGGUUAGUUUACAUUUAGGUUUUUCUUAGUUUCACUGUCUAGUCAGUCAUUUGGCCCAAAGUAACUCAAAGACUGACCAGUUAAAUUAAGUUUGCUGUAAAUAAUCCUAGUCCUCGGAGGGAAAAUCCGACCUUAUGCUGGCAUUUGCCCUUCAUGGCAGCAUAAGGUCGGGGUUUUCAAACUAAAGGCAGCAGACCCAUGAGAUCUUCAGCUGUGACAUGCAGUACAUGCGCUCGUCAUCGCAGUGGAGGAUACGUGUCAGACUAUCAUUUCUGAUGAAGCCAGUCACCAAUACAACCAGACAUGUAACAUAUGAAACCUUCAUAGUCUUACGAAGGAGUAACAGUAACGCCAGAGCAAUGAAACAUUAGUGGACAACGCUCCAAUUCAAGAGGGGAAGCGCUAAAGACGACCCGAGGUCUGGGCGUCCUGUUAUUAUAGUGCAUCAUACAUGGGAAACAAAACAUAGACGAUUAACUGAGACCAAUAAUAUUAAACAAAGAAAGCUCCCUGACAUUUGUCCUGGCUUUAGGUAGUAAACUUAAACAAUCAUCGUCAAUGGCAGUGCACCAGAGCAUGUCAUUCAGUAAAGGUACGACAAAGAAAAAUAUCUACUAAGUCAUAAUUAUACUUUAAAUGCAUUUUAUAUUUGCACUUAUACUUUAAACCCCACAUCUAGUGAGGCUGUAGAAAUACACAGUUGUUCUUGUGCUUCAUAUGAUGAGGGAUGAAGGGUUUGAGCGUUCUAGUUUAGUCUGCUGAGUCACUAUCAAUUCAAUGUGGAGAAACAUGACGUUGAAAAAACAGCAUCAAUUCAAAGUGUGCAUGUUGUGCCUGUAACUGCUUAUGUUCUCUCACAGAGUCUUAACAUAGCUUUUAUUUGACUUUGACAUGUGUAAACAAGUCCAGUUCAAUCAGGUUAACAAACAUGGACAGAUGUGAACACAGUAGAAAAACCCUGUACGUCAAAGGUACCCCAGGAAAAGUACUCAUGUACUGUACAUCCAAAAUCAGGAAUGAUAUAACAUUGAAGGGCCUUUUGUUUUGUUAUAACUAACAGCCUUUUAUUUGGUUAUUUUGGUUCUCAGACACACGUUUCAGGUAAGGUGGUUCCUAUGAGCUCGAGCCUCCGUUGAAAGUCAUUAUUUUUAUUUGUAGUGUGGAGAUUUAAGAGCUCAGUUAAAAGACUCAAAAAGUUCUAAAACAAAUAUACUAUAUUUCCCAGCCUGUGCCCACAGACCAACUUAGCGACAACAUAGACCCACCUGUUAUCUCGUGUACUGUAGGACACACAGGUCCUUCUGGAUGAAGGCACUUGUAAUAGAAUUUGUUGAUAAGGAAAAGUUGAGAAGCGUCUCUUAAGUGUUGUGCAACAGUUUGAUUCAGUGACACAGAGGCUUCGGACUCUUAUGUGUAUAUUUUGUGUCUUGCAGCACUUGAACUCUUUCUGUGUUUUUAUGACGUUUUAUUUAUUUAUUUAUGAGUUUGGGAAGAAUGAGGGCUGGUGUCACUGCAGCCGAUGUGAGGAAUCGAAACACCUUUCAGCUAUCUUAUGGUUUUAAGCUGUAAAAAUGUCUUAUGUUGUUAUUAUUAUUAUUAUUAUUGGUCUUGUAAUCACUGAUGUAUAGAACUACUAUAUUGUGCCAUUCAUUUAAGAGUCUGUGGUUGUAACUAACAUGUACAUGUUAAAAGUGAAUAAAUGGAAUUCCAAGUGGAAUUCAGCUACACAACUUAA